AUGGCGGGAAUCAAGCAACAAAAGACCAUCCCGACAGUGUACAACAUGUCCUCCUCAAAAGCGAUCUCAGCACUGUGGCCGCUGGAGGAGCUUGCAGAUGCCGGCAUCAAGUACAAAGUCGUCAAUCUUCCCCGGCGAGGCGCCGACACAUACAAAGUGCUCAAAUCUCACUUUCCACUCGGAAAAUCCCCCACCGUGACACUAGAACACGUCGGCGGAGAAGCAGAAGUCACAUACCAGAUCAUGCCCAACGUCCUCACCGAGACGCGGCUCAUUCUCCAGUUCUUCUCUGACCACUACACGGAUGGAGUGUGGGUUCCGGAAUCAGAGGAGGACAAGAGGCGAGACACUUUUUUUCAGGAGUUCGCGCAUGGGUCUUUGAUCACAAAAAUCGACCACAUCCUCACGUUCGAGGUCAUCCCGACAAUGCUGUUCUUCCCAAUGCGCUAUCUUACCCUAUUGAUGGUGCUGCCUAUUCGGAUGCACUUUAUGAAAGACUUGACUGUCAUCUAUCAGAUUAUGGAAGACCCACUGUCUGAGGAGAAACCGUGGUUCUCAGGCAAGAACAUCGGCUUGGCGGACUUUAACACCAUCUUUGCCAUGGACAUGGCGGUUCAGAGAGGUUACAUCCAAUUGGAGAAGUAUCCCAUGCUGGCUAAGUGGUACAAUACGGUGCAAGAUCGACCAGCGUAUAAACGGGCGAAGGAAGUAGGAGAGGUGUAUGAUUGUGCAACAUUUGCAUAG
Molecule: messenger RNA, 744 nt
Organism: Pseudogymnoascus verrucosus
Lineage: Eukaryota; Fungi; Ascomycota; Leotiomycetes; Thelebolales; Thelebolaceae
Exons: 1
Coding region: 1-744 (247 amino acids)
Source: RefSeq, a predicted model, not a curated record